Molecule: messenger RNA, 1545 nt
Organism: Desarmillaria tabescens
Lineage: Eukaryota; Fungi; Basidiomycota; Agaricomycetes; Agaricales; Physalacriaceae
Exons: 4
Coding region: 1-1545 (514 amino acids)
Source: RefSeq, a predicted model, not a curated record
AUGCAGCGUGCAACACAAGCGUCAAGGCCAGCGUAUUGUUCGAACCCAAGAUUGCAAGCCGUGGUGUCGCAGGAUUCAGAAGGCUGGAUGAACACUUCGUUACCUGGUGCGGACAAAAAUCCUCGUGCUGUUAACUACCUUUCAGGUCCUUUUCUCGCUGGUCAUGGUGCUCUACGUCCGAAUUCCAAUGCAUCACGAUACAGUACAGCAAUGACCGGUGGCAUGCCGCCUCUCAAUGCGACUCAAACCGGUCCUGUGCGUCCCGAGCCGACACGAAGAUAUUCGGUACCGUACCUUGGUCAUCAAAAUCAGGGUCGCGAAAAUCAACGUCCUGUAGUGGGCCCUCCUCAACGGCCACAGGCGGUAAGGGGUACACAUCGCAGCGUAGGUAACCCUCUCUCGCACCAAUCUCAAACCGUUUCGCACCCAACCAUCUCAAAACCUGCGACGUGUACAACGGCUCUCUCACAAAAUGGACGCUCUUCAAAUGACUGGCCAACAAUGCAAGCGGACCAUCCUCACCAACGAAAUCCUGCAAAACCGUUUUAUGGGCCUCAACGUCAACCAUUCGUUCCCUUGGACAACAUACCAGAAGAAAAUCUACCCAAUGGCGGCGGCUUUUCUCCUUUUCCUCUGCUUCCCGACACAGGACGGCAAGCCGUUGAUACCUCAAUGAAUCAAAUUUCCAGGACUCCCCGCGGCUGGACGGAAAACGCAGACCCUGCUCAUGAUGAAAACGUCGAGCGUAUUAUGCAGGCCCUCGAAUAUCAUCCAACAUUACCAGCAGAUCCUUCGAACGACGUGCUUCCGACACUGGCAGGAGACAAUCAUCACGAUUCAAGGUUAUCACAGCUUCUCUCCGUCGCUGUGCCCUAUCAGGCGGUAGUCAUGCCCAGGCCGGCAUCUCUGGACAACAUCUUGGACAACGGCACGAUUCAAAUACCCUCCGCUGCGAUGGAGAUCAUGGACCAAGGCGGCGACAAAAUGGACGAGUUGGGACGAACACUACUGGAUCAUCUACUCUCGUUUGCUUGCACUGCUUCUAUGUUGACUAGGAUGGCCCUGCAAAUGCUUCGUCAAGCAGAAACACGCUAUGGACCACAUGCCGAAAUGCAAUUACGAUUAUCGUUAACCAGUAUACUCAUGACAGCGUACCGACAGUACUUCGUUGGGGAAGGUUCGAUUCUCAGUGACCGGCUAUCCAUCACCCUCGCGGAGGCUGUAGGGGAGUUUUUCGUUUCAGGACUUCUUGAUGGACAAGAUUUUUUCGUCGCCCUGGACACACUUCUCACACCAUCCGCACAUAAUCAUAUAGCGGCUAUGAGCGCUAUUCUCGGCAGUUACAACGACAUGUUGUUCCGUCCAGCUCACAGCGCACUUUUCCACGUGUUCUGCGAGAAGCUAGCACAAAAUGCCAAUGGAAUAUAUGUUCAUGGUGAAGGCAUAAAAAAUGGACAGGCAAUUGUUAUGGGGAUUGUAGGGAGGCUUCGAGCUGGGUCGGCAUGGUCGGCUUUCCAACAGUCACUAAAUCCACAAGCUGAAUGA